Molecule: messenger RNA, 7413 nt
Organism: Pipistrellus nathusii (Nathusius's pipistrelle)
Lineage: Eukaryota; Metazoa; Chordata; Mammalia; Chiroptera; Vespertilionidae
Source: the annotation of a GenBank genome assembly
AUGCCCGCCCUGCGGCCGGCUCGGCUGUGGGUGCUGCUGGCGCUCUGGCUGUGCCGCGCGGGCUCCGCGCGUGCAUUGCAAUGUCGGGACGGCAUUGAGCUCUGUGUUAAUGAAGGAGUGUGUGUUACCUACCACAACGGAACAGGAUACUGCAAAUGUCCAGAGGGCUUCUUGGGAGAAUAUUGUGAACAUCGAGACCCCUGUGGGAAGAACCGCUGCCAGAAUGGUGGGACAUGUGUGGUCCAGGCCAUGUUGGGGAAAGCCACAUGCCAGUGUGCUCCGGGGUUCACAGGCGAGGACUGCCAGCACUCGACCACUCACCCCUGCUACGCAUCUCCCUCCUGUCUGAAUGGAGGCACCUGCCAUGUGCUCAGCCAGGAUGAUUAUGAGUGCACCUGCCAAGUUGGCUUUGCAGGUAAGCUGUGCCAGUGGACGGAUGCCUGCCUGUCUCAUCCCUGUGCAAAUGGAAGUACCUGCACCACCGUGGCCAACCAGUUCUCCUGCAAAUGCCUGCCAGGCUUCACGGGGCAGAAAUGUGAGACUGACAUCAACGAGUGUGACGUUCCGGGACAGUGCCAGCAUGGUGGCACCUGCCUCAACCUCCCGGGCUCCUAUCAGUGCCAGUGCCCCCAGGGCUUCACCGGCCAGCACUGCGACAGCCCCUACGUGCCCUGCGCACCCUCGCCCUGUGUCAAUGGAGGCACCUGCCGGCAGACCGGCGACUUCACUUUUGAGUGCAACUGCCUUCCAGGUUUUGAAGGCAGCACCUGUGAGCGGAAUAUAGAUGACUGCCCUAACCACCGAUGCCAGAACGGAGGGGUUUGCGUGGACGGGGUCAAUACCUACAACUGCCGCUGCCCCCCUCAAUGGACAGGACAGUUCUGCACGGAGGACGUGGACGAGUGCCUGCUGCAGCCCAACGCCUGUCAGAACGGAGGCACCUGCACCAACCGCAACGGAGGCUACGGCUGCGUGUGCGUCAACGGCUGGAGCGGGGACGACUGCAGUGAGAACAUCGAUGACUGCGCCUUCGCCUCCUGCACGCCAGGCUCCACCUGCAUUGACCGCGUGGCCUCCUUCUCGUGCAUGUGCCCGGAGGGAAAGACAGGACUCCUGUGUCAUCUGGACGAUGCAUGCAUCAGCAAUCCGUGCCACAAGGGGGCACUGUGUGACACCAACCCCCUGAACGGGCAGUAUAUCUGCACCUGCCCACAAGGCUACAAAGGGGCUGACUGCACAGAAGACGUGGAUGAGUGCACCAUGGCCAAUAGCAAUCCCUGUGAGCACGCAGGGAAAUGUGUGAACACGGACGGCGCCUUCCACUGCGAGUGUCUGAAGGGCUACGCGGGGCCUCGCUGUGAGAUGGACAUCAACGAGUGCCAUUCCGACCCCUGCCAGAACGAUGCCACCUGCCUGGAUAAGAUUGGGGGCUUCACAUGCCUGUGCAUGCCAGGUUUCAAAGGUGUGCAUUGUGAGCUGGAGAUAAACGAAUGUCAGAGCAACCCCUGUGUGAACAACGGGCAGUGUGUGGAUAAAGUCAAUCGCUUCCAGUGCCUGUGUCCACCUGGUUUCACCGGGCCGGUCUGCCAGAUUGAUAUUGACGACUGUUCCAGCACUCCGUGUCUGAACGGGGCCAAGUGCAUCGAUCACCCCAACGGCUAUGAAUGCCAGUGCGCCACAGGAUUCACUGGUGUGUUGUGUGAGGAGAACAUCGACAACUGUGACCCCGACCCCUGCCACCACGGCCAGUGUCAGGAUGGGAUCGAUUCCUACACCUGCAUCUGCAACCCGGGGUACAUGGGCGCCAUCUGCAGCGACCAGAUCGACGAGUGUUACAGCAGCCCCUGCCUGAACGAGGGCCGCUGCAUCGACCUGGUGAACGGCUACCAGUGCAACUGCCAGCCCGGCACGUCGGGUGUUAAUUGUGAAAUCAAUUUUGAUGACUGUGCCAGUAACCCGUGUGUCCACGGCGUCUGCAUGGAUGGGGUUAAUCGUUACAGUUGUGUCUGCUCGCCGGGAUUCACAGGGCAGAGAUGUAACAUUGACAUUGACGAGUGUGCCUCCAAUCCCUGUCGCAAGGGUGCAACGUGCAUCAACGACGUGAAUGGCUUCCGCUGUCUAUGCCCCGAGGGGCCCCAUCACCCCAGCUGCUUCUCGCAGGUGAACGAGUGCCUAAGCAACCCCUGCAUCCACGGGAACUGCACCGGGGGCCUCAGCGGAUACAAGUGCCUCUGUGAUGCAGGCUGGGUUGGCAUCAACUGUGAAGUGGAUAAAAAUGAAUGUCUUUCCAACCCAUGCCAGAAUGGAGGAACUUGUGAUAACCUGGUGAAUGGAUACAGGUGCACCUGCAAGAAGGGCUUUAAAGGCUAUAACUGUCAGGUGAAUAUCAACGAAUGUGCUUCAAACCCGUGCCUGAACCAAGGAACCUGCCUUGAUGACAUAAGUGGCUACACCUGUCGCUGCGUGCUGCCAUACACAGGCAAGAACUGUCAGACGGUCCUGGCUCCCUGUUCCCCAAACCCUUGUGAGAAUGCUGCCGUGUGCAGAGAGGCGCCCAAUUUCGAGAGUUACACCUGCCUGUGUGCCCCUGGCUGGCAAGGUCAGCGGUGCACAAUUGACAUUGACGAGUGUGUCUCCAAGCCCUGCAUGAACCACGGCCUCUGCCAUAACACCCAGGGCAGCUACAUGUGCGAGUGUCCUCCGGGCUUCAGCGGCAUGGACUGUGAGGAGGACAUCGACGACUGCCUCGCCAAUCCUUGCCAGAACGGAGGCUCCUGUGUCGAUGGAGUGAACGCUUUCUCCUGCCUGUGCCUUGCGGGCUUCACCGGGGACAAGUGCCAGACGGACGUGAACGAGUGUCUGAGCGAGCCCUGUAAGAACGGGGGCACCUGCUCCGACUACGUCAACAGCUACACGUGCAAGUGCCCGGCGGGGUUUGAAGGCGUCCACUGCGAGAACAACAUCGACGAGUGCACCGAGAGCUCCUGUUUCAAUGGUGGCACGUGUGUCGACGGGAUUAACUCCUUCUCUUGCCUGUGCCCUGUGGGCUUCACCGGCCCAUACUGCGUCCAUGAGAUCAAUGAAUGCGACUCUCACCCGUGCCUGAAUGAAGGAACAUGUGUGGACGGCCUGGGUACCUACCGCUGCACCUGCCCCUUGGGCUACACUGGGAAAAACUGUCAGACCCUGGUGAACCUCUGCAGUCGGUCUCCAUGUAAAAACAAAGGCACCUGCAUGCAGGAAAAAGCGCGCUCCUGGUGCCUGUGCCCACCUGGGUGGGCUGGUGCCUACUGUGAUGUGCCCAACGUCUCCUGUGAGGUGGCGGCCAAGAGACGAGGGCUGACCCCCGACCGCUUGUGCCAGCACUCGGGCGUCUGCAUCAAUGCUGGCAACUCGCACCACUGCCAGUGCCCCCUGGGCUACACCGGGAGCUACUGCGAGCAGCAGCUGGACGAGUGCUUGUCCAAUCCCUGCCAGCAUGGAGCCACCUGCAGGGACUUCGUUGGUGGAUACCGAUGUGAGUGCGUCCCAGGAUACCAGGGUGUCAACUGCGAGUACGAGGUGGAUGAGUGCCAGAACCAGCCAUGCCAGAACGGGGGCACCUGUGUCGACCUAGUGAACCACUUCAAGUGCUCCUGCCCACCGGGCACCCGCGGCCUGCUCUGUGAAGAGAACAUUGAUGACUGUGCCAGGGGACCCCACUGCCUCAACGGCGGCCAGUGUGUAGAUAAGAUCGGGGGCUACAGCUGCCGCUGCCUGCCUGGCUUUGCCGGAGAGCGGUGUGAGGGGGACAUCAACGAGUGCCUGUCCAACCCGUGCAGCUCGGAGGGCAGCCUGGACUGCAUACAGCUCACCAACGACUACCUGUGCGUCUGCCGCAGCGCCUUCACAGGUCGUCACUGCGAAACCUUCGUCGACGUGUGCCCCCAGAUGCCUUGCUUGAAUGGAGGGACCUGUGCCGUGGCCAGCAACAUGCCCGACGGUUUCAUUUGCCGUUGUCCCCCGGGGUUCUCCGGGGCGAGAUGCCAGAGCAGCUGUGGACACGUGAAGUGCCGGCGAGGGGAGCAGUGCGUCCACACGCCCUCGGGGCCCCGCUGCUUCUGUCCCAACCCCCAGGAGUGCGAGCUGGGCUGUGCCAGCAGCCCCUGCCAGCACGGGGGAAGCUGCCUCCCGCAGCGCCAGCCCCCGUACUACUCCUGCCAGUGCCCCCCGCCGUUCCGGGGCGGCCGCUGCGAGCUCCACGCAGCCCCCACCAGCACCCCGCCUGCCACCUGCCACAGCCAGUACUGUGCCGACAAAGCCCGGGACGGCGUCUGCGACGAGGCCUGCAACAGCCACGCCUGCCAGUGGGACGGGGGCGACUGCUCCCUCACCAUGGAGAACCCCUGGGCCAACUGCUCCUCGCCGCUGCCCUGCUGGGACUACAUCAACAACCAGUGCGACGAGCUGUGCAACACGGCCGAGUGCCUCUUCGACAACUUUGAGUGCCAGGGGAGCAGCAAGACGUGCAAGUACGACAAGUACUGCGCGGACCACUUCCGGGACGACCACUGCGACCAGGGCUGCAACAGCGAGGAGUGCGGCUGGGACGGGCUGGACUGCGCCGGCGACCGGCCGGAGAACCUGGCCGAGGGCACCCUGGUGAUCGUGGUGCUGAUGCCCCCCGAGCAGCUGCUGCAGGACGCGCGCAGCUUCCUGCGGGCCCUGGGCACCCUGCUGCACACCAACCUGCGCAUCAAGCGGGACGCCCAGGGCCACCUCAUGGUCUACCCCUACUACGGCGAGAAGCCGGGCGCCCUGAAGAAGCCGAGGCUGGCACGCCGGUCGCUGCCCGAGGAUCCAGACCAGGAGGUGGCUGGCUCUAAGGUGUUUCUGGAGAUCGACAACCGCCAGUGUGUUCAAGAUUCGGACCAGUGCUUCAAGACCACGGAUGCAGCCGCAGCUCUCCUGGCCUCUCACGCCAUCCAGGGCACCCUGUCCUACCCGCUGGUGUCUGUCGUCAGUGAAUCCCUGGGUCCCAAACCCACCCAGCUGCUCUACCUCCUCGCCGUCGCUGUCGUCGUCAUCCUGUUCAUUCUGCUGCUGGUGGUGGUCAUGGCCAAGCGGAAGCGGAAGCACGGCUCCCUCUGGCUGCCCGAAGGCUUCACCCUCCGCCGGGAGUCCAGCAACCACAAGCGGCGCGAGCCGGUGGGGCAGGACGCCGUGGGGCUGAAAAACCUCUCAACGCAAGUCUCCGAGGCCAACCUGAUAGGUUCUGGAACCAGUGAGCACUGGGUGGACGACGAAGGGCCCCAGCCAAAGAAGGCCAAGGCUGAAGCCGAGGCUUUGCUCUCAGAAGAUGACCCCAUCGAUCGGCGCCCGUGGACGCAGCAGCACCUGGAGGCCGCAGACAUCCGCCGGACCCCGUCGCUGGCCCUCACGCCCCCGCAGGCGGAGCAGGAGGUGGACGUGCUGGACGUGAACGUCCGGGGCCCAGACGGCUGCACCCCGCUGAUGCUGGCUUCCCUCCGAGGAGGCAGCUCCGACCUGAGUGAGGAAGAUGAAGACGCCGAGGACUCGUCCGCCAACAUCAUCACCGACCUGGUCUACCAGGGGGCCAGCCUGCAGGCCCAGACGGACCGGACCGGCGAGAUGGCCCUGCACCUGGCCGCGCGCUACUCCCGGGCCGAUGCCGCCAAGCGUCUCCUGGACGCGGGUGCCGACGCCAACGCCCAGGACAACAUGGGCCGCUGCCCGCUCCACGCCGCAGUGGCAGCUGAUGCCCAAGGUGUCUUCCAGAUCCUGAUCCGCAACCGGGUGACCGAUCUGGACGCCAGGAUGAAUGACGGCACCACGCCCCUGAUCCUGGCCGCGCGCCUGGCUGUGGAGGGGAUGGUGGCCGAGCUGAUCAACUGCCAAGCAGACGUGAACGCGGUGGACGACCACGGAAAAUCCGCUCUCCACUGGGCAGCGGCUGUCAACAACGUGGAGGCGACGCUUUUGCUGCUGAAAAACGGGGCCAACCGAGACAUGCAGGACAACAAGGAGGAGACGCCUCUGUUCCUCGCUGCCCGGGAGGGGAGCUACGAGGCCGCCAAGAUCCUCUUAGACCAUUUCGCCAACCGGGACAUCACCGACCACAUGGACCGCCUGCCCCGGGACGUGGCCCGCGAGCGCAUGCACCACGACAUCGUGCGCCUGCUGGACGAGUACAACGUGGCGCCGAGCCCCCCGGGCUCCGUGCUGACCUCCGCCCUCUCCCCCGUCCUCUGCGGGCCCAACCGCUCCUUCCUCAGCCUCAAGCACACUCCGAUGGGCAAGAAGCCCCGGCGGCCCAGCGCCAAGGGCGCCGUGCCCACCAGCCUCCCUCACCUGGCCAAGGAGGCCAAGGAGGCCAAGGGCGGCCGGAGGAAGAAGUCGCUGAGCGACAAGGCCCAGCUGUCGGAGAGCUCCGUGACUCUGUCCCCCGUGGAUUCCCUCGAGUCCCCUCACACCUACGUGUCCGACGCCACCUCCUCCCCAAUGAUCACCUCCCCCGGCCUCUUGCAGGCCUCGCCCAACUCCAUGCUGGCCACGGCCGCGGCCCCCGGCCCCGUCCACGCGCAGCACGCACUGUCCUUCUCCAACCUCCGCGAGAUCCAGCCCCUGGCCCACGGGCCCGGCACUGUGCUCCCCUCGGUGAGCCAGCUGCUGUCCCACCACCACAUGGUGCCCCCAGGCAGUGGCAGCGCGGGCAGCAUGGGUAGGCUGCAUCCGGUCCCCGUCCCGGCAGACUGGAUGAACCGCAUGGAGAUGAAUGAGAGCCAGUACAACGAGAUGUUUGGGAUGGUCCUGGCACCAGCUGAGGGCACCCCUCCUGGCAUCGCUCCCCAGAGCAGGCCGCCGGAAGGGAAGCAUAUGGCCGCCCCCCGAGAGCCCUUGCCCCCCAUCGUGACUUUCCAGCUGAUCCCCAAAGGUGGGAUUGCCCAGCCUGCCGGGGCGCCCCAGCCUCAGUCCAGCUGCCCUCCGGCGGCUGCAGGCCCCAUGCCCACCAUGUACCAGAUCCCGGAAAUGGCUCGUCUGCCCAGCAUGGCGUUCCCCGCUGCCGUGAUGCCCCAGCAGGACGGGCAGGUCGUUCAGACCAUCCUCCCCACCUACCACCCUUUCCCGGCCUCCGUGGGCAAGUACCCCACCCCGCCUUCCCAGCACAGCUACGCCUCCUCCAACGCCGCCGAGCGCACGCCCAGCAACAGCGGCCACCUGCAGGGGGAGCAUCCCUACCUGACCCCGUCCCCGGAGUCUCCCGACCAGUGGUCAAGCUCGUCGCCCCACUCUGCUUCUGACUGGUCAGACGUGACCACCAGCCCCACUCCCGGGGGUGCCGGAGGAGGCCCGCGGGGGCCGGGGACCCACAUGUCUGAGCCGGCACGCAGCAACAUGCAGGUUUACGCGUGA